Medicago truncatula (barrel medic) is the source of this 1309-nucleotide messenger RNA. RefSeq lists its product as uncharacterized. The coding region runs from base 38 to 1057 and encodes 339 amino acids. NCBI's taxonomy places the organism in Eukaryota, Viridiplantae, Streptophyta, Magnoliopsida, Fabales, Fabaceae. The record is from RefSeq and is a predicted model, not a curated record. The transcript has 3 exons.
AGAUCUAUAAGUAUAAACACACACACACAAAAAAAAAAUGUUGGAAUCAAACUACUUUGGGGUCCAAAAAAGCAAAAUUGUAAUAAGCAAUGUUGGGAUCCAAAUGGGCUCACUAAAUUCCCGCCAAACGUCAUUGCUUGAUUGUCUCUCAAUUUCACAAUGCCCUAACAAAACAAAAAAAAACUCUUCACAUUCCACUGCUCUGUUCUUCUUCUGGACAAGAAGCAAGGUUUUGGUACCAUCUUCGUCAUUAUUUACCAAAGUGGAUUCCGAAAGUGUGAGAAGAAUGUUUACUGAUGCGGAACAUGAUUUUGAGGAGAAUGUAGGUGUUGUGGACAAGACAAAUGAAGAAGAUAGUGACUUUUAUAAUUAUCAUUCUGAAGAGCUUAAGACACCAAUAAGCUCCUCGGAUGAUGAAGAAGAAGAAGGAAGCAAGAAACCUGUGUACCCUAAAUUCGAUGAAUCGGCAAAGUUUGGUUAUGUAAGUCUUGAGCUUGGGAUGUUGUUCACUAACCUAUCAAUUUUUAAGACAGCUGUGAAGGAUUACAAUAUCCAUUUAAGAAGGGAGAUCAAAUGGGUCAAGAAUGACAAGAAUAGAGCUAGGGCAAAAUGCAAGCAACAAGAAUGCUGCAAGUGGGAGAUCUUUUGUAGCUGGAGUGAGUUCUAUCAAAGUUUUCAAAUCAAGACUUUUGUUUCGAAACACACUUGCUGUAAAGAAGGGUUUAAAAAUAAACAAGCUAACAGGAAAUGGGUUGUUAACAAACUUGAGGACAAGAUGAGAACCGAACCUAGCCUUAGUCGCUGUGAAGCACAUGACUAUCUAAAGCGCGAGUUUGGGGUGGAUGUAGCUGAUUCGAAGAUUUCUAGAGCUAUGAAACGGGCUAGGGAAUUGGUUGAAGCAUGUGAAGACGUGCUACAACCUGCUCCACUUUCAAUGAUACUGGCUAGUGAAUCGGUUGAAGCGAGUGAAGACGUGCCGCUAUCUGAUCCACCUGCAAAUGGACUGGCUUCCGCGAGUGUUGGGGAUAAUGUAGCUGCAACUCCCUCGGAUAAAUAGAACCUGCAAGGCUGUGACAACAUUGGUUAAGGGUUUGAGAUUCUAUUUUCUGAAAUUAAGGGUGUAAGUGCACACAAUAGGAGCAACUUUUUGGAUUUUAUUUUCUGAUUUUUAUUGUGUGAAUGCACAUAGUAGGUGCCAACUUUUUGAGAUUUUAUUUCCAAAUACUCACAAUGUAAAUGCGGUGCAAAUUUUUUGGAUUCUAAAAUGGUUGUCCUAUGAAUCAAUACAAUCUUGGUAUGGUAGAUUCUA